AUGGCUGCCACUCCUUCCACUCAUUCGCCUGGUGCGCUUGCCUUCACCAAGCCACGACUGCUCUUGGUGGUGUCCCUGGCCUUGACAUGGUGGGUAGCCUCGCUCUUACCACAUUACAAGCCCAUGAUCAAGGCCCAAAUAAACUCCCGUCUCGAAGAAGCAAGGCAGAGGAUACCAUCCAUAAAGGUUGACUGGACUCCUACCGACGACCCGAGGGCCGCCUACAAUGCCUCCAAGGUCGCCCUGAUCAUCGAGCCGCGGGUCAUGCCCCACCUCGUGCCCCAACUGCUACACAUGAUCGCAGUUGUGCCACCAGACUGGCGUUUCCUAUUUAUUGGCUCCGAUAAGAGCGUCACCCUUUUGGGCAGGAGCACUUCAGUAAAGCACCAGCAGGUCGUCGGCAAGCUAGAUCUGAUGGUCCUCCCCGAGCCUUGGGAUAUCUCCUCCAAGGAGAUGGUAUACCGCACUUUGACGGACAUGCGUUUCUACGACGAGUUCUUGCCUGGUGUGGAGUGGAUCCUGAAAUUCGAGUACGACAGUAUCAUGUGUGCCAACUCGGAGGUCGGCUUGAACGAGUGGCUCGACUGGCACUGGGCCGGUGCCCCGAGAGCGGAAACUGACCGUUUCGCUGGAAACGGAGGACUGUCUUUGCGUCGUGUGACCGCCAUUCGGCAAGUCCUGGGUUUCCAGGCGCGAUACAACGACACCGAGCCGGAGGAUGAGUGGUUUGGCAAGCGCCUGUACAUUAUGCCUGGGUUAAAAGUCGCCUCAGGUCUGGAAGGUGCCCUGGCUGUCGAAAACGUCUAUAUGGAGAAACCUAUGGGCUUCCACGUUCAAGAAAUGGGCGAUAACUUACCUGCCGAGGUUUGGGAGAGCCACGAAAGAAGGAAGAAGAUUCUGGAGUACUGCCCUGAGCUACACACCGUCUUGAAAGCCAAGCUGGAUCGUGAGAGGUGCGCUGGAGAUACCAAGGACGGAGUCAUCCACCCCACACCCGAAGAGAAGGAACAGGAGAGACUUAAGCAGCAGGCCGAACAAGAAGCCAGGAGAAAAGCUCAAGAAGCAGCCUUGAAGAAGUUGCAGGAUGAACGCAAGCAGAAAGAGGCCGAAGAAGCGAAGAAGAAGAAGGAAGAGGAGGAAGCGAAGAAGAAAGAGGAAGAAAAGAAGAAGCAGGACGAGGAAGCAGCAAAGAAGAAGGAAGAAGAAACCAAGAAGAAACAACAGGAUGAAGAAACGAAGAAGAAACAACAAGAGGAAGCAACAAAGAAACAACAGGAGGAGGAAGCAAAGAAGUUGGCCGGGAGCCCCUUAGCACCAGCACUCACCGCAGACCAAGCUUGGCAAUCGACUGGACCACCCGGGGCGAACACUCCCAAGGAUCCGCCUAUAGCCCCCGAACGCAAGCUAGAGAUCCCCGCCGCCGCCAAAGCAGAGGCAUCGUCUGCUGAGAAGGACGCAACCGCAGGCCCUGGAGGGCUUGCUCAUGACGCCCCCGUGGAUAUCGCAGUGAACCACCCUGUCGCGGCCAGUCAAGGAGCACCCCCGACGGAAGAAGAGCUGUCCAAGCUAUUAGACGGAGUUGACUGA
Diaporthe amygdali is the source of this 1587-nucleotide messenger RNA. RefSeq lists its product as uncharacterized. Lineage: Eukaryota; Fungi; Ascomycota; Sordariomycetes; Diaporthales; Diaporthaceae. The coding region runs from base 1 to 1587 and encodes 528 amino acids. The transcript is spliced from 4 exons. The record is from RefSeq and is a predicted model, not a curated record.